UUCCUGGCAUGACCUUUUCCCUUGGCAACCACUUCCUCCGAGCAUCCAACACGGCCAUCUUUAAUUUUAACUCAUUCAUGAAAAGUUGUCUGUCGCUUGUAAACAGAUCGCAGUAGCGCGGUGUUGCUCGCCAAAGAAGCAGACGGACACGGCGCAUUGUUUGUGUGUAGUUUUCCUGCGACCGCUUCCAAAAAAAAAGAACAGAGAGGCGAGCCGAGCAGCCGCUGUCCACCGAGAAUAAAAAGCAUGCGAAAGAAGCAGACUGCCAAACAGAGGAAGACUGAGGACUCGUCUGUUGUCCAGGAGUUUGUUGUUGAAAAAAUAAUACGCCGCCGUGUCUCCAACGGGAGAGUAGAGUACUUUCUAAAGUGGAAAGGAUUCACAGAUGCAGACAACACAUGGGAGCCUGAAGACAACCUUGACUGCCCUGAACUCAUUGAAGCUUUUCUUGUGAAAAACACACAUCUGACUGAAAACACUGAAGAGGAGCUGUGUCAGAUCAUGCCCAAGGAGGAAAUGACUGAGCAAGAAACUGAAAUUACCUGUCUACAGUCUCAGCAGCAGACUGACAGCAGUGUCCUCCAGCCAAAUGCUGAGCUGUCGGACUCCAAGUCUCACCUGAGCCCCCGUCAGGAGCCUGAAUGCAUCAUCGGCGCCACAGACCGAAGAGGGGAACUCAUGUUUUUAGUCAAAUGGAAAAACUCUGAGGAUGUGGCUCUGCUCCCGGCGCGUGAGGUGAGCGCCCGCUGUCCUCAGGUGGUCAUUGAUUUUUACGAGCAGAAGUUGACGUGGCACUGCAGCGAGGACGAACAGUAAGACAAGGCCGUCAUGGUGCAACGCAGAACUCACCUGCUCCUGCACCCGAAGCUCAGUUUACCCUUCAUCUAAUGCCCCUGUAGAACGGAGAUAGGCCCACUGUGUGAGAUCCCAGUGGAGGAGCAGUGUGGUGGCAGGUGUGAGAAAAUGAAAUCCCAGGGGAGGGGGCAUAGAUAUCGGGUAGAGAUGGUGCUAUGUAUCCCAUGGUGCUUGGAGGGCGAUGGACGUUUUGAUGGGAAUGUAAUGAGACCAAAACUAACAGUUGUGUUAAUUUGGGGCAGACUAACCUGUAGCAGCUUAAGUUUGUGUCGUCAUGUAGGAGACACAAUCACUGUGGAUAUGUGGUGUUUUUAAUCCCAAACAAGCAUUUACCCUGUAGUUGUAUUUAGUUAGAGUAAGAGGUGGGAGAUGUAUCUAAAAAUGAUAAUAUCACAGUUUUUUUGUUUUGUUUUUUUGGAUAUAUGCAAAAUUAGAAUAUCAAGUAUACACUAGGUCAGAAAAUUUUAAAUAUAAAUACAAUUUGCAACGUAAUUUUUCAAAUAAGGUUACAAAGUGAUCAUUCCUAACUUUUGCUUAGCUUUAUGGGAUUCUUGAACCCCAACCACAAGAUUUACUUGUACAAUUUGACACAUUUCUUAUGGAUUUCUUUAAUAUUGGAUCAUCUAAACACUAAUAGUGAUAUUCAUUUUUGUCUAUAUCAACCACCCCUAUAGAUACAAAAAUGCUGCAGAGUGAGGAGUCAUUUGUUGUUUAGUGAGUAGUCUGACUGAUCUAACUGCUGUGCCUCGAGACACUGUAACCUUUUCACUGUUGUUUAACUUGUGUCCAUUUAUAACCUUAGUUUUUCUGUAUCUUGCAGUGUUACUCUGUGACCUUUAUGGUUAAUGUGUAAUUUUGUAAAACAUUACUCAGCAGAAAAUCCCUAGUUUCAAUUUGCAGCUAUUUACCAAAAAUCAUUAACAAGAAGAUGGUAAAAGAUAAUUGGCUGCGUGAAUGCCCCUUUGGCGUCACACAUAAAAUUGGCGAGUCAUAUGAAGGUUAAAGGGAUUGUUUAAUUGCAGCACUUUAGCGACCGCCUGUUGGAUUUACAGGGCAUUGUCUUCCUGUAGCUUCAGGUCAAUGUGACUACCUGUUUUAACCUCUCCCGUCAGUGUUAUGGGACUCUGAUUUGUCCAGGAAUUCAACCUGCUACUGAUUUUACUGUAAACAACCUACUACUGUUGACCACGAAUCUGUGAAUGUUUGUGAAUAAAAUACUUUGUGCAUCUAUUA
Molecule: messenger RNA, 2088 nt
Organism: Boleophthalmus pectinirostris (great blue-spotted mudskipper)
Lineage: Eukaryota; Metazoa; Chordata; Actinopteri; Gobiiformes; Gobiidae
Gene: cbx3b
Product: chromobox homolog 3b
Exons: 5
Coding region: 247-816 (189 amino acids)
Biological process (GO): chromatin organization; negative regulation of transcription by RNA polymerase II
Cellular component (GO): nucleus; pericentric heterochromatin
Molecular function (GO): chromatin binding
Source: RefSeq, a predicted model, not a curated record